CCAAGUGACGUUUGAUUUAGCACAGGGUCUGAGGAUGAGAGAGACAGGAAGAAUUAUAAUAUGCAGUCUGGUCAUACUCAGCCCAGGAAGUUUCCUGCAGAAGGAAAUAAAAGGAGGGGAGGGGGGUUACAUUGGUAGGGCACAGAGCUUCUGCAGACCACAUCAAACUAGACUCAGCGAGUGAUGAGGACUGUGGGUCCUCUGAGAAUAAUUCUACAAACGGUUUGAAAGGUUACAGAACGACCGAUUUUUGAUUUAUUGUUACAAUUAUUAUUAUGUUGGAUUGUGCAAUUCAACCGCAAGCCAACGGCAAAAACUAACUUUGACGGGGUGAGCUGGAAGGAAAUUGCGCAGUAACACCACCACAGAUGACAGCGGUCCUGUAUCCCGGUUUGUGAUGUGAUCGCCGGCUGCGCCAAAGUGGCGCUUUUACGCACGAUGGAAGACCUUUUGCGGGAGCACGACAGCUGGUCUCAGAAUGUUUCUUGGAGCAACUCAAGUCGCGGAAACGAAAGCCACUUAGGAAACGCCACGGUGAACCCUUUGAAACGAAACGAAGAAGUGGCCAAAGUGGAAGUUACCGUCCUGGUCCUGGUGCUGCUGCUCGCUCUGACCGGAAACCUGUAUGUUCUGUGGGCUAUCCACACCACCAAGCACAGCCAGUCCCGAAUGUAUUACUUCAUGAAGCACCUGAGCAUCGCAGAUCUCGUCGUUGCAAUCUUUCAAGUUUUACCGCAACUCAUAUGGGAUAUCACAUUUCGCUUCUAUGGACCGGAUUUAUUGUGCAGGUUGGUCAAAUACCUCCAGGUCGUGGGCAUGUUUGCGUCUACAUAUAUGCUCGUCCUGAUGUCCAUUGACAGGUGCUUAGCAAUUUGCCACCCACUUCGCUCCGUUCACAAGGGAAAAGACCGCCUCUGUGUGAUCGGCUCUUGGACGCUCAGCCUGAUCUUCAGCACCCCUCAAGCGUACAUAUUUUCUCUUAAGGAGGUCGGGAACGGCGUGUACGACUGCUGGGGGGACUUCGUGCAGCCAUGGGGGGCCAAAGCAUACAUCACUUGGAUGAGUUUCAGCAUUUACAUUUUCCCAGUGGCAAUUUUAAUCGUCUGCUAUGGUUUGAUAUGCUUUAAAAUAUGGCAGAAUUUCAAUUUAAAAACCAAAAGGGAGUCCUUCCUGACCCUCACUCCAAGGCCCUCCAAAGGCGCCCAUCCCAUUUCCCGUGUGAGCAGCGUGAGGCUCAUUUCAAAAGCCAAGAUCCGCACAGUGAAAAUGACAUUUGUGGUGGUCCUGGCUUACGUUGUGUGCUGGACACCCUUUUUCUUCGUCCAGAUGUGGUCUGCAUGGGAUCCUGCUGCACCAAGAGAAGACAUGGCGUUCAUCAUUGCCAUGCUGCUGGCCAGUCUCAACAGCUGCUGUAACCCCUGGAUCUACAUGUUCUUUGCUGGUCAUCUGUUUCAUGACCUGAUGCAGUGCUUCCUGUGCUGCUGUAGACAGCACCUGACGGACUCCUCGUACAGCUGUGAUCAGCACUGCAGGCACAAGAGCAGCACUUAUGUCAUCAAGAACACCAGCAGUCAGAGGAGCCUCACUCACACGUCCAGUACAGGGGGAACAUUACAGUGAAAAGUCACCUGAAAGCCUUUCGAGCUUCCUGUGAUCGAGUAUUCUAGAAAACACGCAAGUCCCCAUUUCAGACAGUUAAUAUUCUGCAGCAGCUCCGCUGUGGUCUUUGCAAAAUGAUUGUUUUCAAACAUUUUAAACUCAGACAAACAGACAGUGUAAACCUCCUGUCCAGACAAUAUCCUGUACCUCGUGAUAACACAACGCAGGACAAAAUGCCUUUGUGUCCAAAAUGUGAACAAAAUGGGAUGCAAAGUGAGGCUUCUAUACCGACUCCAGCUGGCAUCAGUUUAAACCUCUAAGGAUGUGGGCUCUUGGCUUUUCCAAAAGACUCUCUUUUCUUUUGGGUUUCCUUUGAACAAGGAUCAAAUCAUAUAUUUCUUUAAUACUGUGGGCCGUAACUCCAUGAUAUGUAUCCCUUAGCUUUCUGUUUCAACACACUACGAGCAUUUACGAAUGUGUUUGCAUACUUCUGUCUGUUAUUUUAAAGUACCCAUAUCGUACUACGUUUUAACAUGUCAGUGUAGAUCUCACAGAAUGUGUCAGAACAGAUCCUCCGUUACCAUACCUAUAAACCCCUGUUUUGUUUUGUUUGUUUGUUUGCUUUAAACCUUGUUUCAAAUGGGAAAUUUCACUGUAUAUAGCUUUAAAUGCUAUUGAGCAGGAGGAAGAAUAUGGCUGGAAUGAAAACACAGGAGCAGUUGUGUUUGAACCAGCUGGGAGUGGAGCUCUAAGGUGCUGAAAACCUGAAUUCAGAUACAGGGACGUUCAUGGUGACAUGUAAACCAAUUCAUUACCCCGAUCAGCAAUAAUAUUAUGACCACUGACAUGUGAGGCGAACGGCACUAGGAAUGUUGUCAUCAUGGCACCUGUCAGUGCGUGGGACAUGUUAGACAACAAGUGAACGGUUUGUCAUCAAGUCCGAAAAGUGGAAACAUUUGAACGACCUUAAGCAGGCCCAGACUGUGGUGACUGAGUCACAGCGUCUCCAAAACAUGCGCAGCCAAGGCUCUCUGUUGCACAUAGUGAGCAAAGACUGGCCAGCGUGGCCAUGACUAAGCUAACGUAGCUCUGACUGCUGGAAAGGUUAAUGCUGGUUGUAAUGUAAAGGUGUCAGAAGAGUGAUUACCAGUGGAACACAUGGAACUAGGAUUCACCAUGGGACAAAGGCAGGCAGUGUGAUGCGUUAUUUAUAUCUCAUUUUUUUGAGGGAGAUUUAUUUUUUCACAAUGUUCCGCUGGUUGACCUUGAGCCCUGCCAUUAAUACCACCACCUAGUAGAGGGUGGACACCGUUUCAUGGAAAUAGAUUCCAUUGUAGUCAGCUUUUUCAGUUGGAUAAUGUGGAAAAAAAUGAAAAAGACUACAAAAAUGAGUUCAAGGUAUUGACUUGGCCUCCAAAUUCCCCAGAUGUCCAAUUGAGCAUCUUUGGCAUGUGCUGAAUAAACAAAUAGAAUCUGUGGACGCCCCACCCAGGAUACUCAAGCACAAGUUCAGGGGUCAAGUGGAGUCCAUGCUUUGAAGCAUGAAGGAAAACUAGAGGAUGUCUGGAUCUAAUGUUAUGGCUGAUCGGCAUUUAUAUAUAUAUAUAUAUAUAAAUACCUGACAUGGUCCAAAAAUGCCACGAUUUGACUUUUAAAGAGAAGUAAUUACCACACUGUAGGGUAGAUGAAAUAGUGUUUGUCAGCCCUGAAGUAAUUUGAAAUUCAGUUUGUAAAUAGUUCACUGCUCCUCGUCUCUGUCUCUGCAUUAGCAUUUUUAUUAAUUCUGUCUCUUCCUUUCUGGGUUGUUGAUUUUUACAGUGUGCAUGGGUUAUCAGAGGACAUUUAAUUUGUCUGGAAUCAAACCAGAAUAAUGGCCUCACCUUGUGGCGAUGUUGGUGAUUGUUGUAACAGUUUCCCGCUCAGUUACUUUAUGAGACGAUACGUCAGGUUAACAUAUGGAGAGGUUAAGUGUCAUUGUCUGAUAAAAGAUGAUGUGCAUUCCUGUCUUAUUAGUUGUGUUUCAAAUUUAAACUCUGUGUAACCUUGCAAGCUGUCAAAGAGCCUCGCAAGAUGUCAGUGGAACAUGUGGCAGUAUCCACAGGAAGCAGCUGCAAGGCGGAGGAUGGGGUUAUAUGGAGUAGAAAAGGUGAGGGCAGAAGUGUCAGCAGCAGAGCUGUCAAUUUAAAAUCUGUCUGUGUUGUUUUGUAAUUUGGGUCACAAGAAAAUUAAAGGAUUGGCUCAAAGCUUAACCUGUCGUUUUUUAUUACUGAAAAGCUAGAACUGACGGCCACGAUUGACACUAAAUAUGUAAAGUACCUGAACCACGGUUAAUUUUAAACAAGAACACACGUUCAUAUUUUCUGCACGCAAAAUGAAAGUAUCCGUU
Mugil cephalus (flathead mullet) is the source of this 3985-nucleotide messenger RNA. It is a transcript of the gene oxtrb, whose product is annotated as oxytocin receptor b. Gene Ontology annotation, cellular component: membrane. NCBI's taxonomy places the organism in Eukaryota, Metazoa, Chordata, Actinopteri, Mugiliformes, Mugilidae. Gene Ontology annotation, biological process: maternal process involved in parturition; regulation of systemic arterial blood pressure by vasopressin; female pregnancy. The transcript is spliced from 3 exons. The coding region runs from base 439 to 1620 and encodes 393 amino acids. Gene Ontology annotation, molecular function: peptide binding; vasopressin receptor activity; oxytocin receptor activity. The record is from RefSeq and is a predicted model, not a curated record.